Messenger RNA from Conger conger (European conger), 5606 nucleotides. RefSeq lists its product as uncharacterized. Gene Ontology annotation, cellular component: cytoplasm; nucleus. The record is from RefSeq and is a predicted model, not a curated record. Lineage: Eukaryota; Metazoa; Chordata; Actinopteri; Anguilliformes; Congridae. Gene Ontology annotation, biological process: response to muscle activity; regulation of DNA-templated transcription. The transcript has 5 exons. Bases 85 to 5448 code for a protein of 1787 amino acids.
CUGAUCUUAAUCCCAAACACUCGCAGAUGGGGGAUUAAUCGCACCCUGCCUGCGUGUGAGUGCUCUGUUGCCCUUUGCAGGAGAAUGGGGGGCCGUGCUCUCCCACGCAGGAGGCCGGGCUCUGGGGACAUUCUCCAUGCCAGUGCAGACGCUCUGCUCACUGGCACCGUGCACGUCCAGGGGCAGGAGCUACCCAGCACUGUGACAGAUGCUGGUGCGUCUGGAGGCCUCUCUUUCACGAUGGACGAUCUGGACCACAGUGUGUACAUUGCAGAGCAAGACUGGGACUGCUUCUUCCAGGAGAGUGAGGAAUGCAACCUUCAGCAGGUGGCGCUAGCUGGCCUAGACGAUUCAGGCCUGAGUGACUUUGAUGAAGCUGAAUUUUGCCUCUCAAACCAGGAGGUGCGGCCCCGCCUGGUGUUGGGUCCCUUGGGGUCUCGCAGUUCCAUAGACAGCUCCUCAGACUCUGAAGGGCCGCCUGUUGAACCUCAUGAGAACUCCAAAGACAUUCAAGGUCCUAAGGAUUCUCUCUGUGCUGGGGGGAAUGAGGAAGCUAUGAAUGUGUUCUUUGAAAGCACUGUGGCCUCUGGGGAUGAUGAGGACACUGCAGGACUCAGCUAUGCUGGGCAGGCGGGUGCAGAUCUUCCCAAAGACUCCAGCCUGGAUGAACCCCAAGGAGCUACAUGGCCAGCUGGUGCUUGCUGUUCUGCACAUGGGGGAGAAGUUUAUCACGAGACACCCAGGGACUGUGAGGAUGCAAUAGGCAGCACAAGCAGAGAGCCUGUGAUUCAAACGAAUGCUGCUACAACAAUCAAUCUGUCUGCAGAAUCAGUUCCUCAAGGAGAGAUAGUACUCCAUGCUUCAAAUUGCGCUGAUGUCAAAUUUGCAUUAUCAAGCCUCCAAGCCUAUAAUGAGCAUGGAUAUUACAGAGCCAACUCUGAAGGGGAAGCCUGCUCUGUGCUGAAAGGAUCGCAGGGGGAAAUGAACAUGGAAAUAGAAGAGUCAGACGCUGGGCAAUUAUCUUUGAUGAGGCCCUCUACCUCAUUCAUCGACCCUCAGAAGGGUUCAAUGAACGUAGAAGCACAGUCUGACGCUAAUAUCCCAGCCAGAGCUGAGAACCUCAGUGACUGUGACAAGCCUGCUAGGAAAGAAAAGGAACGCUGGUUUGUGACCGUUAAUAGUAGCCAGACCAACUCCAGAGACAAAACCUGGCCACCGGUAAAAAAAAAAAGAAGAAAAAAAAGUUGCAGUGAAGAUGGACCUGAACUGGGCACUGGGUCCGAGGGGCAGGACUCAGACCUUGAGAGUAAUUCAGGAGCAGUGAGACUUGGAGUUUCUGAGCCACAGAGUCAGGAAAUGUACAAUAACCCCAAUGACUGCAGACCUGCUGCAGAGGGGUCUUGCUCUAGUGAAUCCACUGAACCCAUCCCAUUAACCACAGCACAGCACCACAAAUUUAGAAAUGAUCCCAGUUUACUGAUGCUUUCACAGGAACUUUUGCCAAUAUUUCAAACUACUUGUGAGUUUGACAAAAACAAAGUAAACUAUCAGAAAUCCCAGCAUAUAGAUAAUCACCUAGAACAACAAAAAGUGUCAAUUGGAAGCAAUUUGCAAAUCAAUCCCAAUCACCAGAACCUUCUGGUGAAACUGCUUUUUUCAACUCAAAGUGACACUGGUUGUGAGAUGUUAGUCUUCUGUAAGGAUUCUCAUCAGGAGAAUCUUCCAUUCUCUGAAGAAGAAAGAGCAUCACAGGAGGAUGCACUGUGUCUGCUGUACUCACAGACUGAAAGGUGUCCAGAACGCAGCAUAUUCUCCUCAGAGACAUCAAUCCCUAUUGAAAGCCUUACAAGCAGUUAUGCCUUUGACGCCACUCCUGGUUUCCACUCAUUGGACAAAUGUUUGAGCGCAGAUAAUCAGGUUGACUUGGAAUCUAAAAAGUUUCUGCAAAUUACAGAAGUGCCCAAACCUAGUGGGCUAUUAGUGUCUGAAAUAAACAAUGGUUCUGGUGAACCCGACCAGUCAAAUGUUUUAGUAACACCAGAUAAAGUCCAAAACAGUCCAGAAAUGACUAAUACACAACUAAUACACUCAGAAGACACAAGCAUGGUGUGUUUAUAUGGUGGUGAAGGAGGCGCACCAGGACAAUAUGUAAUCCCUGAAAGAGACUCCACUCUCUCUGCUUCUGCAAAUACUCAGCCCCUAACGGUUACGGUGAAUUCUUGCUUACUAUCUGCAGAUCAGCAAAGCAUAGAAAAAAAGCCCUAUUUAGAACCUGCCACAUUGCACCCUGUAGACAUAACUGUUUCAAAUGCACACUCUGUUGACCUAAGCCCUAAUAAAAGCUCAGUCAUGAUGCUUAGGGACUCCAUCUCCCAUGAUCCUGAGAGGAACAAGGAUGUCCUCACAGGAGAUGGCCUGUGCCUAAGAAGUGAGAAUGUGUCACAGGCCGACAGUGCAGACAAUUUCACUUUCCCAGAAUGCAUGGACCGUCCCUUAGAUGUAAUCAAAGGUGAAGUACAGGAGUUGGAUAGAGAAGAGACAUUAGCUGAGGACACGCCUACUGCAGGCCUCAGUGCUGCUGAGUCUCCAGAGUUCAACAAUAAGAGCACCUUGGAAGAUGAACCUGUUCUCCCAAAAGAACCAGUGUUCCACACGGGAGACAGACUAGAGGACAGGGAGCCGGAUCUGUCCCUGGAUUCCACCCGCCCAGUUUAUGCAAUAUCUUCUUUUUGGGAUGAGAUGGAAAAGUUAACAAUAAAUGAUAUCUUACACCUGAGGUUAGUGAGUAAUGCCCAGUACCCCAGGGACUUUCCCCACCUAGAAGACACUGCCGUGGCUGAUGUUUCGGAUGCGGCAGACUCUGGCUACUUUCCCCACCCUGAUGACUCCAAGCCUGACCGCUGGACUGGGGACGCCUCCCUUUUUUCAGAUUUUGAAGAUGAGUUCCAGCAACAUCUCGGUGCCAGCGCAAACCCCAGCCCUGAACCCCAAGACACAAAGUCGCCGGUGUUGUGGUCACCAGAGCCUAGUGGGUUGUGGUGGGAAGCCGAACCCGACCUUGCCUGUAUUGGGCCUGAUAACAAUGCAGCCGAAAGGCUGGUGAUUCCCUCAGAGGACUCCAUUUCCCAGCAUCUGUUCUCUGACUCUGAUACCCAGAGCUUCAGGACUAUGUGUAAGACUGCGACUGUGCAAAAUCUGCAGAUUCUGGGGGAAGAGGCACAGUCUUCUAUGCCCUUGCCAGUGACUGUUGGAGGGGAGGAUGAAAGCAGCAUGCGACUCAGCCUUCAGCAGAGACUGGCGGAAACUUGCAGCUUGGCUCCAGCCGAGCAUGGAAAUGAUGAGAGCAGCUUGCCUCUGCCUCUUCUUUUUGGAAAAGCCUCAGCACAGAACUAUGUGGUGUCUUUCCCUGAAAUGUCAAACCAUUUAUUUUGUGAAGAUGAAGCUAAGAUGCGUCUGCCAGACAGAGCAAGCCCUAUUGUGUGCUCACUGUCUGAGACAAAUCUGUCAGACAGAGCUAGCCCUAUUGUUGUCUCCCUAUCUGAGACAAAUCUGUCAGACAGAGCUGCCCCUAUCUUAUGCCCCCUAUCUGAGACAAGUCUGACAGACAGAGCUUGCCCUACUGUCUACUCGAUAUCUGAGACAAAUCUGUCAGACAGAGCUAGCCCUAUUGUUGUCUCCCUAUCUGAGACAAAUCUGUCAGACAGAGCUGACCCUAUCUUGUGCUCCCUAUCUGAGACAAGUCUGUCAGACAGAGCUAGCCCUACUGUCUACUCCAUAUCUGAGACAAAUCUGCCAGACAGAGCAAGCCCUAUUGUGUGCUCACUGUCUGAGACAAAUCUGUCAGACAGAGCUAGCCCUAUUGUUGUCUCCCUAUCUGAGACAAAUCUGUCAGACAGAGCUGCCCCUAUCUUAUGCCCCCUAUCUGAGACAAGUCUGACAGACAGAGCUUGCCCUACUGUCUACUCCAUAUCUGAGACAAAUCUGUCAGACAGAGCUAGCCCUAUUGUUGUCUCCCUAUCUGAGACAAAUCUGUCAGACAGAGCUGACCCUAUCUUGUGCUCCCUAUCUGAGACAAGUCUGUCAGACAGAGCUAGCCCUACUGUCUACUCCAUAUCUGAGACAAAUCUGUCAGACAGAGCUAGCCCUAUUGUUGUCUCCCUAUCUGAGACAAAUUUGUCAGGCAGAGCUAGCCCUAUUGUUUGUUCCCUAUCUGAGAUGAGUUUGUCAGACAGAGCUAGCCCUCUUGUCUACUCCCUAUCUGAGACCAGACUGUCAGACAGAGCUAGCCCUAUUAUUUGUUCCCUUUCUGAGACAAAUCUUUCAGACAGAGCUAGCCCUAACUUAUGCUCCCUAUCUGAGACAAGUCUGAGAGGCAGAUCUAGCCCUAUUGUGUUCUCACUGUCUGAGACAAAUCUGUCAGACAGGGCUAGCCCUACUGUCUACUCCAUAUCUGAGACAAAUCUGUCAGACAGAGCUAGCCCUAUUGUUGUCUCCAUAUCUGAGACAAAUUUGUCAGACAGAGCUAGCCCUCUUGUCUAUUCCCUAUCUGAGACCAGACUGUCAGACAGAGCUAGCCCUAUUAUUUGUUCCCUAUCUGAGACAAGUCUGACAGGCAGAUCUAGCCCGAUUGUCUCACUCUGUGACAGGGCACCGAGUAGCCUUUCCCUACCUGAGACCUAUGACUAUUUCUUCUCUGACUAUGACAGCGGGGAUGUUUUCUUCUCUCCAAUGCGGAGACUCAGCAACCACACAGACUCAGGUGUUCCCAUUUUUUCCUGCUCAGUUAAGCGGGACUUCCAGUACGUGGAGGAAUAUGAUUUCUUUUUUCCUGGAGACUCACCAGUUGAAUCAGAAGAUGAGGAUAGGCACUCACCAAUCCACGUGGUCACACGCUUUGAAGACCAGGCCCAUGAUCCCCUGGACACCUUGGUGGGAACAGAUGCUUAUGAACACCUUUUCACAGGAAAGUAUUUGAGGGGAAAUCUCUUCUGGAGGAACCUGCUGUCUCUGAGAAGGCUGAGGUUCACAGGAGGGCUGUACAGCUCUCAUGAUAGGUCCUCCUCCUGGGCAUGUGCAGUCACAGACUGGAGGGAAAGAUCAUCACUCCUUAGGACAACUGAGCCAGGACAUAUCAUGGAUGAUCGAGGCACCAGCUAUCCUCAUCCAAACAUCUACCUGGAAAACCAGCUCUGUAAUGAAUUCAGGGAGCAGAGAGACACAGACAUGCAGACAGUUGUCUCUCUUCCAAAAAAGGCCUUCCUCUUCACACUCAAACAGUCUGACAUAUGCUUGGUUUGCAUUGCAUUUGCCUCUUGGGUCCUGAAGUCUGCCAACCCACAGUCAGCGGACACUUGGAAAACAGCUCUCCUGGCGAACGUGAGUGCCAUCUCAGCUAUCCAAUACCUGCGAAGAUACAUGCGAGAGGGAGGAUCCGAAAACAGGAGAUGACAUCCAGCCUGUGCGCUUCAAUCCCAUCUGCAGCAGAGCUUUUCCAGGAUACUCUACUUCCAGGGACCAGCGCUCAUGAGUGGUUUGUUGUAGAUUCACUGUGAUGAACUUUUCUUCCCACAGUGGUGCAAAGGUUAAGAGAAUCGUAUUUUGAAACA